UCUGAUCUCUUCAACCAAAGACUGUUGUCCACUUUCACUGAAACUGAAGGACUACAGCAGCCAUGCUGUUGACACAAGCUGGAUGUGUGUUUGUGGGUUUCAUCCUGUUCAUCUCAGAGGUUCGGGGACAAGGAAAAAGCAUUUGUGCUGUAAAAGGCUCAUCAGUGGAUCUGCUCUGCUCAGCUGAACAUCCCACUUCAAGCAUGAAGUGGUUCACCGUACACUGGAAUCACUUUGAGUUUGUCCUGAAUGAGCUCUCUACAGUUGGGAAUGUAAUGUACAACAUUUCGGAAGAGAAUAAUUUAACGCUAACAAUCAAACAUCUGAGAGAGAGUGAUGCAAAGUUUUACUGCUGCAGCGAAACUACUGAGGAAGCAGAACUCUGCUGGCGAAACAGAACAGAGCUCCUUGUCGCAGACCUGCAGGUAAAGGUGAUUCCUGCCACAGAGGAACAGACAGUGACACUGAUGUGUAGCACCAGCUGUCCUCUGACUGAAAACCCUGCAGCCUACAUCUGGUACAAGAACAGAAAGCUUCUCUAUCAGGACUGGUCUCCCUGGUACAGAGAGCUGGUCAGCAGUGAGGAAGCAGUCAGUUACUCCUGUGCUAUCAAAGGCUACGAGGAUCAAAGAGCCCCUGAAGUCUCUGUGGAUUCUGUCACAUCAACCUGCUUCAAUGUGACCUAUGCCAAAGGGAGAAUGUGUUCUUAUCAGAACAAUUCAGAGGACGAGCCCUGCUCCUUCACAUAUCCCACAGAGUUACAGGUUCAAAAGACUAAAAUGAACAACCGUGUCAUAAUAACCUGUAACAGCAGCUGUCCUGCGGCUGACCCUCAAAAUGCCUAUGUGUGGUACUGGAACAAAGAACUAUACACUGACUGUGAGAGUCAACACGUAACAGUGUUGGGCUCUUUUUAUCAAGUCGUGUCUUGUGCUAUAAAAGGCCAUAAAUAUCUGCACUCUGACAACAUAUGCCCAAAAGACAGUCACUGCUGGAUCAGUAAUUAUGUCAGCAGGAGAAUGUGUGCCCUGGAAGGUUUCUCAGUGAACAUUUCAGUUCAAUACUCACAAUCCAAAGACGAACGUAUCCCUGUGGAACCAUGGUAUAAAAUAAAUAUACCUGGUGAGCACAAUGUUGGAAAUGGAUCCAUGGAUCCUGGUCGUGUGGAGUAUGAUGACAACAUAAUAAACCUCCAUAUGUUGAGAAUCACUAACCUGGAGAAGAGUGACUCGGGACUAUACGUAUUCAAAGAUCAAUACGGAAAAAUUAAGAAGUCUGAUUUAUCUGGAGUGAUUUUAGUUGUAACAGGCCUGACAGUGACGAUGACUCCCUCUGCAGUGGUGACACAGGGCCAGAGAGUCACACUCACUUGCGGUACCAGCUGUCCUCUCCCUGAAGACACAAACUACAUGUGGUACUUGAACAGUCGACCUCUGACACCGCCAGGAAACCGAAACAAACACCUGGUUCUGGACCCAGUUGGCACUCAGCAUGCAGGGAACUACUUCUGCAAUGUCCCAACUCCCCACAACGUCAGCUCAUCUGAACAGGCUCUCACUGUCAUACCCCUGGCAAAAUCAGUAUCAAUACUGAAUGCAGUAAAACUGAUUAUUUUAUUACUCAUCCUGCCCGCUGUGUUUGUCCUCUACCGGUUGAUGAGGAAGAGGAAAACUCUGACCUCCACCACUGAACUAAGUGACACAGACAAAGUACAAACUGGACAGGACAUGCUGUAUGAGAGCAUUGCACUCACGCCCAUCAAUCCUGCAACACCGACGGAACCAGCAGAGCAGCAGGAAGACACUGUGUAAUCUCAUCCUGGAUUUCUAGAUAUCUGUGCAGGGUGCUUUGCAGAGUGCAGAUAAAAUGUCACACAUGAUUUGAGCACUGCAAAGAGUAGUUGCGAAACGACAUUGCAAGUUUGUCAUUGCUAUUUAUUUCCUGCCUUAACAACCACUGGGAACUACAUAAAAGGCUCAUAUCUAUUAUAGAUUCACAUAUCUGUUCAUAAGGGCCUGUUGUGUGUUUAUAACACUUAUAUUAGGUCAACUUUGUCAGAUGCUCUUGUUAACUUUCUGUGAAACAAGGAGUGAAAUGCUAACAGUACGUAGCAUUUCACCAUCGGAAAACAAAUCUGCUUAGUUUUGCAUCAUAAAUGUUUUCCGGUUAUGAGUAAAUCUUUUUCUUGUUAUAUUAUAAUUUUUAAUGGAAUAUUUGUUUCAUUAUUACUUAAUAUUCUUGUUUGUUUUGCCUUUUUUGUUUAAUAGUAAUGUCUAAUAUAAUUACAGGAAGGAAAAUAUUUUUUAUAUACUGAGUAUAACUUUGUACAAGCCUCUUUGCUCCCUUGUUCCCUUCACCUUUAUUUUUAUUUUUUUAUUAUUGUAUAUCUUUUACCAUGAUGUAUUAAUUCUGAAGAUAGAUUAAAACUAAUUUACAACAACAGACAGAUUUCUUUUUUUUAAUCUGAAACAGUUUUCAAAACCAAAGCCAAUGUACCAUCCAGGUGUCAAGUUGUCGCCCUUGCUGUUUGAGCUAUCAGCUGUGGCAACUGACUGAAUGUCCCUGGGUUUGGGGCAUUAUUAUUGCAAAUUAAUCAUUUAACAUUAUGUUGUUUGAAUAAAGAAGAAGA
Messenger RNA from Seriola aureovittata, 2629 nucleotides. RefSeq lists its product as uncharacterized. The coding region runs from base 63 to 1811 and encodes 582 amino acids. The transcript has 11 exons. NCBI's taxonomy places the organism in Eukaryota, Metazoa, Chordata, Actinopteri, Carangiformes, Carangidae. The record is from RefSeq and is a predicted model, not a curated record.